Hippoglossus stenolepis (Pacific halibut) is the source of this 2519-nucleotide messenger RNA. RefSeq names its product glutamic--pyruvic transaminase (gene gpt). Gene Ontology annotation, biological process: biosynthetic process. Gene Ontology annotation, molecular function: L-alanine:2-oxoglutarate transaminase activity; pyridoxal phosphate binding. NCBI's taxonomy places the organism in Eukaryota, Metazoa, Chordata, Actinopteri, Pleuronectiformes, Pleuronectidae. The record is from RefSeq and is a predicted model, not a curated record. The transcript is spliced from 11 exons. The coding region runs from base 281 to 1978 and encodes 565 amino acids.
GCCAUGUGUGCAGGGAGAGUGCCCCCCCAAAAGCCCCAAAGGGGAAAGUUGAGUCGGUGGAUGCAGCCUGGUAGUGAGAAGCUCCCGGAGUCAUUCAGUGUCUUUUGGCGGAGCCCCGGUAGUCUUAUCUCUGUGCGGUUCAAAGGUCCGAGCGCUGCGGCUCCACUUGCACAACUUUACAUUUCCUCUCGAGUGAAGUAACCGGCGUGCUGCGGUGCUACAGUCACUCCGCUAAGGGUUUUUAUUUCUUCGGAGUUUUGUUGAGAGAAGGCCGUGCAGGAUGUCCGCCGCACGGAUGCAGCUGCUUUCACCCAGAAAUGUUCGGUUUCUUAGCCGGGGUGGAAGCGACUUUUUGGCCGGUAGCAGCAGCAGCUGUGUCGGAGCGCUGCGGGCCGGCGGUGGUCCCACUCCCAGGGUCCGCUCACUGACCUCUCCCCCUCUGUCCUCCUCCUCUCCCGGCAGAGCCUUAUCGAGUCUGAGCGCGACGCGACGCGGGCUCCCCAAAGAGAAAAUGUCCGAAAACGGAGUGGUGUCCCGGGCCAAGGUGCUGACCAUCGACACCAUGAACCCCACGGUAAAGAAGGUGGAGUACGCGGUGCGGGGGCCCAUCGUGCAGCGGGCCGUGGAGCUGGAGAGGGAGCUCGCUGAGGGAAUGAAGAAACCAUUCGCUGAGGUCAUCAAGGCCAAUAUCGGUGACGCACAUGCAAUGGGACAGCAGCCAAUUACUUUCUUCCGACAGGUCUUGGCUUUGUGCUCCUACCCUGAACUGUUGAAUGACAGCACAUUCCCAGAGGAUGCUAAAAGUAGAGCACGCCGCAUUCUGCAAUCAUGUGGAGGGAACAGUAUGGGCUCCUACACUGCCAGUCAGGGCAUCGACUCUGUGCGUCAGGAUGUGGCACGCUACAUCGAGCGAAGGGACGGCGGCGUGCCCUGCGACCCAGACGACAUUUACCUCACCACAGGGGCCAGCGACGGCAUAGUGACCAUGCUGAAGCUGCUGAUGUGCGGUGAAGGGGCGGCCUGCACAGGCGUCAUGAUCUCCAUACCUCAGUAUCCCCUGUAUUCUGCUGCCUUGGCCGAACUUGGCGCUGUGCAGAUCAACUACUACCUUAACGAGGAGAACUGCUGGAGUAUGGACAUCAGCGAGCUGCAUCGCGCCCUGGACGAAGCUCGGGAAUACUGCAACCCGAGAGCCCUGUGCAUCAUCAACCCUGGAAACCCCACCGGUCAGGUUCAGAGCAGGCAGUGCAUCGAGGAUGUAAUCCGAUUUGCAGCAAAGGAACGUCUUCUCCUUAUGGCCGACGAGGUGUACCAGGACAAUGUGUACGCUGAUGGUUGCCAGUUCCACUCUUUUAAGAAAGUUCUGUUUGAGAUGGGACCAGAGUACUCGGAUACAGUGGAACUGGUAUCCUUCCACUCCACGUCAAAGUGCUACAUGGGAGAGUGUGGCUUCCGCGGAGGCUACAUGGAGAUCAUCAACAUGGACAAAGAGGUGAAGGCCCAGCUGACGAAGCUGGUGUCGGUCCGUCUGUGUCCUCCUGUUCCCGGUCAGGCUCUAAUGGACCUGGUGGUCAACCCUCCGCAGCCCGGGGAGCCGUCAUACGCCAAAUUCAUCAAGGAGCGCACAGCCACUUUAAGUGCCUUAGCAGAGAAGGCCACACUCACAGAGCAGGUUCUCAACACUGUGCAAGGCAUCAGCUGCAAUCCUGUGCAGGGUGCGAUGUACUCCUUCCCCAGCAUAACCAUCCCUGAGAAGGCCAUUAAAGAGGCCAUGGACAUCGGUCAGCAGCCGGAUAUGUUUUAUUGCAUGAGGAUGCUGGAGGAGACCGGGAUCUGCCUCGUGCCUGGAAGCGGCUUUGGCCAGAAGGAUGGAACCUACCACUUCAGAAUGACCAUCUUGCCACCGAAAGACAAGCUGCAGAUCCUGCUGAAAAAAGUCAAGGAGUUUCACGAGAAAUUCACCGACGAGUAUUCUUAAAUCCCGGCAGAUUUUUCCUCUUUCCACAAAGGGAAGGAGGUCACCGACCACAACAAAGAACUCAGCCAAUCACAAUUUAUCUGCCACUGAUAAGUGCCUUCUCUGCGGCGGCUCUGGUAGUCUCUGUGAUGACGCACUUCGGCCUCUACAGCUCUUUCAUUUGGAUGUUGUUACACAAGGCACUGUUUUCUGACAGAAAACAAUACAAAACCAGAGAUGAAGGGAUGGAUUCACAGACUUGUGUCAAAUUAGUGCGAAAAAACGGCUUCAUCUAGUGUCGUUCCAGCUGUGAAAGAUGUAUUUACUGUAGACCUGUGUAUUUGUGAGUACGAGAGAUAGAUUGUCUAUGUCGAUGCCAAGCUUAAAACUGAAGAAGGUACAAUUGAAGAAAAUGUGAUGCUUUAAACCUUGAGUACAUGUACAACUGGAUAACAUAUUGCAUUCCUGCAGGCUGUACUUGUCAGGGACAAUAUAAAGAAAAGUCUCAUUGCAUGAUUAUUCAAAAAUGAUUUUGUAGAAUCAAAAUAAAUGUAACAGUCAA